AUGACGGCACAGAAAAGCGUCUUUUCAAGACACAAAUAUUUAACUGCAUUAGGAUUUAUUGUGGUGAUUGGUGUUGUUGUUGGAAUGGGUAAGUGCGUGAGUCCAAGAACAUUCACCAUUGAUCAUGAAAAUGACGUUUUUCUCAAAGACGGAAAACCUUUUCGAUUUGUUGCCGGAAGUUUUCAUUAUUUCCGUGCUUUACCGGAAACAUGGAGAGAGAAAAUGAAAACGUUUCGUGCUGGAGGUUUAAAUGCUGUUGACUUGUACAUUCAAUGGUCGCUUCAUAAUCCAAAGGACGGCGAAUAUCAUUGGGAUGGAAUAGCGAAUGUUGAACAAGUUGUACAAAUAGCAACAGAAGAAGAUCUUUACGUCAUUCUUAGACCUGGUCCUUACAUCUGUGGAGAAAUUGACAACGGUGGUCUUCCUUACUGGUUAGCAACAAAAUAUCCAAACAUUAAAGUUCGAACUUAUGAUCCAGACUAUAUAAGAGAAGUCGAGAAAUGGUAUUCGAAGUUAAUGCCACAAUUUACAAAACAUUUCUAUGGCAAUGGCGGCAACAUUAUCAUGGUUCAACUUGAAAACGAAUAUGGAGCGUUCGGUGCGUGCGAUGUUGAAUACAAGAACUAUUUACGUGUUGAAACUUUCAAAUAUACUGGCAACAACGCAGUUUUGUUUACAACUGAUCGACCAAUCGACGAUGAACUGACAUGUGGAUUCACUGAAGGUGCUUUCGCCACAACUGACUUUGGAAUUGCAAAUUUAAGUCAAAUUGAGUACAAUUUUGGGAAGCUUCGUGAAGUUCAACCAACUGGACCAUUGAUGAACACAGAAUUCUAUACUGGAUGGUUGACACAUUGGCAAGAACCAAAUGCAAGACGAAGUGCAAAAGAUUUAGCUGACACUUUAAAUAUUAUGUUGACAAUGAAAGCAAAUGUUGACUUUUAUAUGUUCUUUGGUGGAACAAAUUUCGGCUUUUGGGCUGGUGCAAAUGAUUGGGGAAUUGGACGAUACAUGGCUGACAUUACCAGCUAUGAUUAUGACGCUCCAAUGGAUGAAGCUGGAAAUCCAACUGAAAAAUAUAUGAUGUUCCGCGACGUCAUUGCAAAGCACAUUGAAGUUCCUGACAUAUCGACUGUUCCAACAAUGAAACGAACAAUGGCAUUGACAGCUAUCACUAUGAAACCAAUUGUAUCGAUCUUAUCAACAGUUGGAAGAGAUCAGUUAGGAACACGUCCAUUCACUUCAAAUCGUUUAUGGACAUUUGAACAACUUGAUCAAUUCUCUGGAUUUGUUUUAUAUGAAACGGAAUUGCCAGAAUUUACAAGAGAUCCAGCGAAUCUUGUUGUGACAAAUUUAAGAGAUCGUGCAUUAAUCUACAUCGACGAUGAGUUUGUUGGUGCUUUGUCACGUGAGAAUUACAUCAACACAAUUCCUAUAAGUGCUGGUUAUGGAUCGAAACUUUCAAUUCUUGUUGAGAAUCAAGGACGAAUUAAUUUCCAAAUUGCUGAUGAUUAUAAGGGAAUUUUGGGAAGUGUUCGUAUUCAAAAUUUCCAUCCAACACAAUCAACAUACACAACACUCAACAGUUGGACAAUUACAGGUUUUCCAUUUGAAACUUCUGUAAAGUUGGAACAUCUCGCAAGAACUGUCGGUGAAUCUUACAAUAUAAAUGCUGAUGGUAAUCUAUACGAUGGGCCAGUAAUAUUCGAUGGUGAAUUUGAAAUAUCAUCAAAUGAAGUAAUUCACGACACUUAUUGGGACGCCAAAGGAUGGGGAAAGGGUUUUGUCUUUAUAAAUGGAUUUAAUUUAGGACGUUAUUGGCCAUUGAUGGGACCACAAAUAACCAUGUACAUUCCAGGACAUUUACUACAUCAUGGUUGGAAUCAAAUUCAAAUUGUUGAAUUACAAAAAGUUCCAGCAAAUCUUAAAAUGAAUUUUGUCAACGGACCCAUUUUUAUUAAUGACGAGAAAAGUAUUGUCGUGAAAAUGAAGCGUUCAGAAGCUUUAAUUUUGGUUAGCUUAUCAUUAAUAUUCAGCUCAUGUUGGGCGCAGAUGAGAAAAUUUGAGAUCGAUUAUGAAAGAAACACUUUUGUUAAAGAUGGAGAAGAUUUUCGUUAUGUUGCUGGAAGUUUUCAUUAUUUUCGUGCUCUACCUGAGACAUGGGCUGAUAAAUUAAGAAUAUUACGUGCUGGUGGAUUAAAUGCUGUUGAUAUUUACAUUCAAUGGUCGCUUCAUAAUCCAAAAGAUGGAGUUUAUAACUGGGAGGGAAUUGCCGAUAUUGAAGAAUUUGUUCGUCUUGCAACAGAAGAAGGACUUUACAUAAUUCUACGGCCCGGUCCUUACAUCUGUGCAGAAAUUGACAACGGUGGACUUCCUUACUGGUUAGAGACUAAAUAUCCAGGAAUUCAAGUGAGAACUGAUGAUGAAAACUACUUUGAUGAAGUCCGCAAAUGGUAUGAAGCAUUAAUGCCAAAGUUUGACAAAGAUCUUUAUGGAAAUGGUGGCAACAUUAUCAUGGUUCAAGUUGAGAAUGAAUAUGGAGCUUAUAAAGUGUGCAAUCAAAGAUAUAAAGAAUUUUUAAGAGAUGAAACUCUGAAGUAUACUGGCGAUAAUGCACUUUUAUUCACAACUGAUCGACCAAUUGACAAUGAACUCCAAUGUGGAUUAAUUGAAAACGUUUUCGCUACAACAGAUUUUGGCAUUGCAAAUCCAGAUGAAGUUGCGUAUAAUUUCGGGAAAUUAAGAGAAGUUCAACCAACUGGGCCACUUGUUAAUUCAGAAUUCUAUACUGGAUGGUUGACACAUUGGCAAGAACCAAAUGCAAGACGAAGUGGUUACGAGUUAGCAACAACAAUGCGAACAAUGCUUGAAGCACCUUACAAUGCAAAUGUUAAUUUUUAUAUGUACUUUGGUGGAACAAAUUUCGGAUUUUGGGCUGGUGCAAAUGAUUGGGGAAUUGGAAAGUACAUGGCUGAUAUUACAAGCUAUGAUUACGACGCUCCAAUGGAUGAGCGUGGUGAAGCUACUACAAAAUAUUACUUAUUUAGGAAUGUGAUUGGAGAGUAUUUACCAUUGACUCCUGUCGCUCUACCUGAUCCAUCUAAAAAGACAAAAUAUUCGUCAUUCAGUGUCAAAGGAACAAGCAACAUAUUCACAGAAACAGCAAGAACUCAAUUAGCAUCAGAAAAGAUUGAAUCGGGAGGAAAGCUUUUAACAUUUGAAGAACUUGAUCAAUUUUCCGGAUUUGUUCUUUACGAAGCAAAUUUGCCGUCAUUAACACGAGAUCCAUCAAAUUUGUAUGUUGCAAAACUCAGAGAUCGAGCACAAAUUUAUAUUGAUGGAAAAUAUGCUGGUGUACUUUCAAGAGAAAAUAAUAUUUAUUCGAUGCCAAUUUCAGCUAGUUAUGGCAAAAGAAUUCAUAUUUUUGUUGAGAAUCAAGGAAGAAUCAACUUCCAAGAGAACUUUGACCUUAAAGGAAUAUUAGGAAACGUUACAGUGCAGACUUUUGAUGAGCCUUACUAUGAAGAGUUGACUGAUUGGACAAUCACUGGAUAUCCGUUUGAUGAUUAUUCUAAAAUUGAAAACUUUAUAGCAUCUGAUGAGUCAGCGCCUCAGAUAUACAAAAAUGGGUGGUUAAGAGAAGGCCCAGCACUUUAUCACGGUGAUUGGAUUAUCCCUGAAGGAACUGAAAUUGCUGAUACAUGGUGGGAUACCGUAGGGUGGGGAAAAGGAGUUUUGUUUGUUAAUGGAUUUAACUUGGGCCGCUACUGGCCUUUGGCAGGACCACAAAUGACAAUGUAUAUUCCUAAAGUUCUUUUACGAGAAGGUGUCAACUCUUUUGUCAUUCUUGAACAACAAAAAGCACCAGCUGAUUUAAGCAUUAACUUUGUUGAUGAACCAAGUUUUUCGGAAGAUUAGAUAAUGAAGAAUUCCUUCUUAUUAAUGUUCGCCAUAUUUUAGCUGGUUAGAAAAUUGAAUGAAAUUUGGUAUAAUUUGAAAUAGAUAAUGUUGGUUCAAUAAAAUUUAAAAGUUUGAAACACUUUUGCACAAUAAAACGUUUUACUAUCAUCAC
Messenger RNA from Clunio marinus, 4072 nucleotides. Lineage: Eukaryota; Metazoa; Arthropoda; Insecta; Diptera; Chironomidae. The record is from the annotation of a GenBank genome assembly.